Molecule: messenger RNA, 4175 nt
Organism: Felis catus (domestic cat)
Lineage: Eukaryota; Metazoa; Chordata; Mammalia; Carnivora; Felidae
Product: proline-rich protein 36-like
Exons: 3
Coding region: 2755-4023 (422 amino acids)
Source: RefSeq, a predicted model, not a curated record
CCCUCUGGAGGGGCGGGUAGGGGGGAGUCAGGGGAGGGCCCAGGGAUCUGGCGCUUCUUGGGCCUCCUACACCCCUACCUCACUCACCCUGGCCCUGCCCCCUACCUCAACCUUCCACUCAGGAGCAUAGUGAGAGACCAAAUUGGGAGAAGGGCUGAGGUGGUAGCCCCCUCUGGCCACAGGCCCGCUUCUCACGUGCCCAGGUGCACACCUGCAAAGAUGGCCACGUUGGACUGGGUGGCAUCAAAGGGGCAUCGAGCCUGCCCACUCAGCUCUUCACCCUCCUGCUGCAGCGAAGUUAUCUGGAGGGAGAGGGAACAGAUUCUUGGAACCAUCAGGGUCUCGGAGUCUGGCUCCAUCACCCACCUCCCCGCGUCCCCUUGCCUCUCUCCCCAACCCCUUCAGGACCCUUGCAUUCUGGACACUCCGGUUGCCCACCUUGGGUUCUCUUCCCACUCCCAUCAUGACCCCUUCCCUGCCCCACACCCCCUCCCUCUGCCUUUGUACCCCAUAGCUGCGGCACACGGGGCUGAAUGAGUUCGUUCCACAGGCAAGGAGUGUCUGGGAGUCCCAGGGAACAAGAACACGAAUAUAGUUGUGGCACUCGUCCUAGAGAAGCCAAAAUUCAAGCAGACCUUUCCAGGCCUCAUCUCCAUGCCUGCACCUCCUGCCACAUGCCUCUUACCUUGUUGGGAACCAGCCCCUCCCCUGCCUCCUGGGCUUGAAGAUCGAAGGAGAAAACGUGAUCCCUGCAGGGAGAGGCUGCCUCAAAAUGGAAAUAUAAAUAAUUCAACGACAGGCACAGGCAACGGUAGCCCAAAGUCCAGGAAAAGAUGGAUAUGGUGAAAGCGUGGUGAGACUGCCCUUCCCACUCAUCAGGCACCGCCAACCCCACCCCAGCUGACCCCGGUUGGGCCCCGCAGUGGGAGGUGUACUCCAGCUUCCUGCCCUCCCUCCCCUCAAACUGAAGCGAGGGGCUGAGUGGCUCCUGAAACCAGGUCGGGUGAGAAUCCUUCCUUUCUGUGAAUAGACAGCUAUCCCUCACCAAUCCUUAGUUGUUCAUCCCACCAUGUCCCCUUAAAGAACAGACCCUGGGUUUCCAAGCCCAGCCCAUUCCAUCUCCCCAAAUCCACUCUUGGAGCCAGGACCCAAGUGUACCCCACCCCCAGUCCAGCGUCACUGGUGGGGAGGUUGACGUCAGAUGGGGUCCCAAGAGGGCUGGAGGAGGGGAAGGGGUAGGAACAUCUAAUGAUGACCCCCUCCCCAGGGGCAGAGCAGUCAGCUAGCUAACGACCCUCUGGUGCUGAAAGGCCAAGCCUCCCUAACCACCCCACCCCCAUCCCCGGAUGCUGGUGCUCCCAGGGGAAGAGAAAGAGACCCAGCCUGUCUCCUAUCCUCCCCCUCCGGCUCCCUCCCCCCUCCAAGUUGCCCUGGGCAACUGGUAUCUUCACCCAGGAAACAACUUUGGCCUCUGGCAAGUGGGGAGAACAGCCAGACCCCUCUUCCUGCUUCCAGACCAGGCCAGUUUCCAUCCCCUGCCUUCAGGAGCUGCUGCCCUUUCCUCACCUGGGGUGGUGACUCCUGUGGGGGUUUGAGGGGGAUAGGAAACCUGUGACCUGAUGGAAGAAGGGACAGGAGGGAAGAGGCUUAGCUAGACCUCCUUACCACAUCCCUUAGAAGUAAAUGUGAAAAUUUAGGAGAAGUCUACUGAGGCUAGGGAAAGGGAUGUGCGGCCCUGGAAAGGUGUGGGUGUGUUGUGAGGUGGGGUGGGGCGGGGUGUUGACAGUGAGCUAGAUUACAGAGGUGCCGGCCGCUUCAAACCCAAAGAUGUGAGGGCAGGGGCAGGGGCUGCCCCUAGCUGGAAACUCCUGGAACUGAAGGACCAGUCUUGGGGAAAAGGGUGACAGGGAGAGUUUGUGGGGCAUGACGACCACUCCCACAUUAAAACCCUCAGAAUCCAGCAGCCUUCACCGAGAAAGCGCCCUAGCUGGGGACAAUAGAGGCUAAUUUGCAUCUCAUUUGCAUGCUCUUCAUUUCUAGGCAAAAUGCUCCGAUAGCAAACAUCCCCAGCCCCUUCCUUCUUCCCUAAGAGAGCAGGUCCUGCCUCCCUCCUGCCCAGUGUCUCUGCACCCCACCCCCUGCCUUGGACUGGAUUAGUCCAGCCUCUGAAAACACUUGGUUGGCCUUCGCAUUGGCCCCCUAGACUUGUAUGAUAUGUCUUUAAGAAGGCUUCCCACAUUGGUUUUUGGAGGAGCAGCAUCUGAGCAGUUCCCAUCCCACCCAGGGCCUGGGGAAAGGCAUCAUACCCCCCAUCUGAAGCAAAUGGGGGAGGCCUGGCCAAACCUUUCUUCCCCUCCUAGGUCUUCUCUUUGCUGGGAGAGAAAACAGCUCUUCUCUCUCCUCCUGGCCCUACGGCCACCUCUGGGGAGUGGCCAGGGUCAUGGCCAGAGUCACAACCAGAGUCAAGGCGGGUGGAGGGGGAGGCUGGGGAAGGGAUGGAGAAGGGGAGACCGGGCUGGGGACAAUAGCAGGAAGCUCUCAGGCUGGUCUCCCGCCCCAGUCCACCUUCCUCUGGGGGAGCAGACAGGAGGUAGAGGGGGUGGGGGGCGCGGUGAGGAUCCUCGAGAAACAGGCUGAAGGCGCAUUCCCUUCUCCAAGACAUUUCUCCCACCCUCUGCCCCUGGUUCCGCACCUACUCUCCCUUCCACCCAACCCCCAACGAGGAUAAUCCAGGUGUUUAGAGCCUGGCAUAAGAUGGGCCCGCGGCCAGGGGCUCGACGUGUCUCCCCCUCACUGGAUCUGGGGCUCCGAGAGGGGCGGGCAGCAGAGUCUGGGCCGGGACCGGGUCCCAGAGCCACGUUAGCGGGAGGAGGGGCUGGAGGGGCCUGCAGGCGCAGACAGAGUGAGGAUGAGAGCGGGGGUUGGGGAGCGGAGGCGGGUCUCCCAGGCCAGAGAAACAGGGCCAGAGGCUGGGAACCAAAGAGAGCAGGCCUGCGGCCGGCGCUGAGCGGGGUCCGCCGGCUAAAGGUUCAGUCUCCAGCUAGGCUCUCCUCCUUGGGAGACUCUGGCCUAACAAAGCCCCGGGGCGAGUGGGGUGAAGAAAGGAGAAGGGCGCGGGGACUGUUGUUUCUCGGGGGCCCCCUUCCCCGACUCUGCCCCAGCCAACCUCCUGAGAGGUGCUCAGACUCCCGCUUGCACAAGGACAGAGGUGCAACCGUGACACCAAAGUCCGGAACGACGCGUCCCCCUUCCCAUCCCUGCAGAGACAUCGAGAGGAGGGUCCAGUUCUCCGCGGGUUUCGGAGCCUUAGUUUCCCUGCCCGGGAGUCAAGGCACCAGGGUUUCCACCCUCUGCACGGUGCGCGCCUCAGAUAAUCCCCUUUCGCGCUCCCCAAUCCAGGGGACGCGACUCAGAGAAGCCCGGUGGGAAGAGGAGCCCAGACGCUGCGCCCAACAGUGCACUGACGGGGCUCGGCCACGGUCCCCUCCUCCCUCCAAGCACCCCAACUCCGCUGACCCUCUCCACCAGCCAGGCACACAGCGCGCUGGCACCCUCCCGGUUCCCUCUCGCACUUCGGAACGUUGUCCCCAGCUGCGGCGUCCCCCGUCCUCCUGGCCUCCCCUGCAGCCCCAUCUCCCCAAGCUCCGGGGUACUUGCUCCGAGAUCCGGGUCAGCGGGACCGAGAUCGCAGCGGGCGGGCAGCAGCCCCGCACCACGCCGAGUUCGCAAUCCGUGAUUGGGGCUCUGGCGAGAUGUGAUGAGCGUCCGAAUGGGAUGGAGCCCGGAUCUGAGCUCCCGGCCGCUGUCGGGUCUGGCAAGCCGCGGGUCCCAGUCGCAGCCCCCACUCCCGCCGCGGCUCCGCGCAGGAAAACAAUGCGACCGCCCGGGGCUCUGGGCCGGGCCCCAGCCGCCCCGCCCGCCUCCCGGCCGGCUCCGCCUCCCGCCCGCCUCUGGGCCUCCGCAACCAAUCUGGCUCUCGGAAGCUGGCUGGACACCGCCUUCUCGACACCUCUUCACCAAUAGUCCUCCUUGGGGGCGGGGCGUAAGGAGCACCGCCCACCGAGAGGGCCAGGUCGGGAGGCUGAGCCAGAGACCAAAGCCAGGCGCGAGAUGGAGAAACCAGCGGACCAUCGCCGAGACUCGUACGGAGGAGGGGGUCUCACGGAGAGGUCCUG